AUGCAAACCUUCCGGAAGCUGGUGGCCAUGGUGCUACUGCUGCUAAUUCACUUGCUGACGUUACAAAUCGGUGACGCGGGAACGCGCAACCACACGAGCGACGUUUCGCACGUCCGGAACGACCCUCGGAAAGUCAUCCUGGAGGAGAUGACCGUCGCCGGAAGCGGAAAUAACACGCGCGUGAUCGCGAACGCGGUACUGGCGGAGGACGCGUCGAGGCUCGACGACGAGGUGCUCUCGCUCCUGCAGUCCAAGCGCGAGACACGGCCGGGGAGCGGAUAUCCGUGGAAGACGCCGCGGUCGGAUCGGGAGGGCGAUCAGGAUGCGGCACAGUCGAGCGCCACGGUCGUCAGCGAGCCGCACGACGAGGUGGACGAUCUGGGGGACGACGUGGAGAUAAUGAGUCGUGUGAUCGCGAGAUACGAGCCGCAGCGACUCACGUCGAGGAAGACCAAGAGGAGAAUCGGAGUCGAUCGCUCGAACGGCACUCACGAUGUCGAUGGUAAAAUCGCGAAAUCAAGAGCGGACCUCGAGAAGGCUUACGCCGAGGUGCUGAGAAACAUAUCGCGGAAGGCGCCGGUGACGGUGAGAAACGACGCGGCGACGUCGAAUCCCUACUUAUCCCUGGCGGUGAAGCAAUUCAAGAAAAUCUACUCCGUUCCGGAAGUGCAGACGAUCCGUCCCGCGGCUAACGGCGACGGAGCGGAGAAGAGGUCGCGUCCCGAGGUGAACUCCUCCUUCACGUCGCCCAUUCUCCACGACGCGGACGGCAAGAAGUCGAGAAGGUUACUUAAAAAGUACUCGCAAUUAAAUCGCACCGCCACAACUCCGCGAUUCUCAUCGGUCGAAGAGUCCGACGAGGAAUCCGGCGAAACCGGGAAACCCGUCGGCACGCCCGCGGGACACUUCAAGGUGUCCAACGGAAAGACGAGGAGCAAGAACGGAUCUGCAACAGCAUCCAACGUUUAUUCCGGUCCAACGGAAGAGCCGAAGAGUCGUUACAGUAAAUGGACCUUUCGAGACUUCUCGUUUCAGCCUGUAACUCCAUUUACUUCCUUGCUGAACAACAGUAACUCCAACAACGUUAUUAAUGCAAAAGGUCUGAGAAAUCUAAACGUCCCGAGCGACGCGAACGCCGCUCGAUCGCCGCCGAGGUACAAGGUGGUACCGAGGCCAUUUUCCAUAUCGCCCGACUCGUUCGUCACCCCGAGCGUCGUCGACGCGUCGUACGGAAAGCCGAGCCCCUCACCGGCGAGCUUCAGUCAUCGCCGGCAACAGGCCACCGGCCGUUCUUCCUCCGCGAGCGUGCUUCCGCUGGUACUUCCGACGGAUCUCUUUAGCCCGCCCGCGGCGCGCCGUUAUCUCCCGAUAAAGCGCGCGAAUCAUCUCGCUCGCGACUCGACGACGGUCGUCGGCACCACCGAGGCAAGUCCGCCGGCGAGUCCCCCCGUGGCGGAGAGAACCACCCUCGCGAAUUACGACGCCGUUUACAAAGCCGUGAUUGGCGCCACGACCAGUCCUUCGGUCACCACCGCUGCAGAUAGCCAGCGAAGCUACGACCCGUCGGGUUAUUACAGAGCCAUCGCAGAGAGCCCGACCGAGCGGACUGUCACCGGCGCCGGCGGAGCGAUCAACUUCGCGGCAACUUACAUACCCGGUCAAACGUCCGCCGCCCCGUUCAACACCGGCGUUCAACAACAACAAGGGCAGAACAAGGUCUCGCUGCAGGCCGGCGCUCGCAGGAGCGACUCUUCGCCGGGAAUCGCCGCCUACGACAAUGCCCGCGAGGCCGGGAGGUCGAGUUUAAAUGAAAACGCCGGAAUAAUCGCGCGCUACGACAAAUUCGCGAGUUUGCACUCGGCUAACAUCCCCAAUGCGCUCCCCAACGCGCCGCGAGCAAUUACGCCAGACUUUAGGCAGCCGGCAGCGCCGUCGUCGCAAGUUCCCGCCCGUCCUUACGCAACUUUGAAGCCUCUCGCUCCCACGUUGCUGAAAGUUCGACCGAUCGCCACCUCCAAAUCCACACCGUAUUACGACAGCAGAUUAUUCGUCUCGCAAGACGCAGACGAAGAGCGUAAGAGGAGUAACGACGAGAAGGUCGAGACGAACGAGCGGCCUCGCGCUGAAGACGCGGACGACGAGAUUGAGGAGGAAGAUUACGACGAUAAUGACAACGUCGGAAAUUAUAAAACUCAAGUCGAUCGAGGGGCUUAUAAAGUUUACAAGACGUCGAAUAAACAGCGCGAGAGGGAAGAUCGCGAAGAGGAGGAGAAGGAAGAUCGUUAUCCGCAGCAGAGCCGUAGUUAUGGACGUCAAGAUGAACGUUAUGAAUAUAAUGAAAAUAACGGCAGUAAAAAUGACGAUAGACGAGAAAAAGAUGAGAAUGUUCGGCGUGAGAAUAACAAUGAUGAAGAAGAAGUCGAUGAAACAGAAGAAGAAGAAGAAGAAGAAGAAUAUGACAGAAGAAAUAAAGAUAAAGGCAAUGAUAGUCGUCAUUAUCAAUACGAUCAAUCAAUCAAUAAGUAUAAAUAUGAUAGGGACAAUUCUGACGAAGCGCAGCGUGAGAGGCCACGCUACGAUCGUAAGAAAUAUGACAAACCGAAGGAUCGUCGCGAUAAGCAUGAAAGCGACAUUGGGGAUCGAUUGAAAAGUAACAGUAAAUAUUCUAAAUCACUGUAUAAUGACGAACAGAGUAAGGAAGCUCAUGAGCGGAGUAAAGAAUAUCGCGACCGCUCUGACAAAAAGAAAUUAGAGGGCGCUAAGCAGCACAAGGAAGAUCGACAGGACCGACAAGAUCGCAUAUAUAAAGAAGCUGAAGAUGAGAGCGCUGCCGAAGUCCAACCGUUCGUUCGGCGUUCUAAAGAUCAACGUCUUCACGGACAAGACGAGAAAUACGAGGAGGAGCAGAACGAUGACGAUGAUAAGCGCAAGUAUCACCGUCAUCAGGCGGUUCCGCGAGGAGACUACUUGCCUCGCGAAGAGCGCGAGGAAUAUGGCGAAACUAAUCCCGCUCACACACGCGAGGAAUAUCAUCGUCAGCGCGCCAGGGAUGAUCAUCGUGAUCAUCAUGGACACGAUAAUAAAGAUCAGGAUGAUGCUCAAGGUGGUGUAGAGGAAGCGGCUGAUCACGUGCACGGCGAGACUCAGGAACACGCGCACAAACACGAGGAGCACCACGAGAAAAAGAAGGAUGGAGGAGAUCACAAGUUUGAGGAAGGUGGAGGUGAGGAACAUGAGAAGGAGCACCACGGGCAUGAGGGAGAGAAAGGCGAGAAGGGAUACAAAGUCUGGCACGAGCACGAGAAGGCCGAAAAGGGGCAUCACGACAAGGAACAGGCCAGCAAACACUACGACGAGAAAGACGGCGAGGAGAAGAAACACGAGGAGGAGGGUGGAUAUCACGAGGAGCAUCAUCACGACGAAGAUGGCAAGAAGACGGCGGAAUUCGGCGAGAAAGGCGAGCAUAAGAAGGGCCACACUACCCAUGGUGAACAUUCGGUGCACAAGAAGGACGAGUACGAGAAGAACACUGAGUUUUUCGACGAGUUCCACGAGGACGGCGAGGCGGCGAAGCACGGCGAGCACCAUCACGAGCACGAGUCGAAGAAGGGCGGCCACGAGAAGAAGGGGCAUCACGACAGCGCGGAUCACGAGGAGAAGCACGGCAAGGAGGAGAAGCACGAGAAGGGCGGCCAUCAUCACGAGCACAAGGGCCACAAGAUCGACGAGGGUCACGAUCAUCAUUACGAUCACGAUCACAAGCACGGCAAGAAGGAGGGGCACGAGCACGGGAAGAAGUGGAGCUUCAAGAAGGGCGACGACGGCGAUCAUAAGCACAAUCGCUGA
Molecule: messenger RNA, 3846 nt
Organism: Wasmannia auropunctata (little fire ant)
Lineage: Eukaryota; Metazoa; Arthropoda; Insecta; Hymenoptera; Formicidae
Exons: 6
Coding region: 1-3846 (1281 amino acids)
Source: RefSeq, a predicted model, not a curated record